ACAAAAUAAUAAUAACAACAACAACAUAAAGCAGCAAACGAACAAAUCCUCUGCUAACACAAUGGCACAGGCAACAGCAGCAGCAGCAGCUAAGACUGUAGCCAUACGAACAAUUUGGACUUGCUACAUUUGUUUGUUGCUUUUCCUGAUGGCGUCAGCAUAUGCCAACGUCGACGACGACGUCGUCGUCGCAGCCAAGCAAAAGCUGGCAGCAGCAGCAGCAGCAGCAGGUGAGACUUCUCUGGGCAAUAAUGGCAAAACGACUGCGACUCCGAUAUGUUCUCGCAUGCUGCGACAUGUCUUUGAGAAUGCCCUGCCCAGAGAUGAGCAGAAAGCAGGAAUCUUUGAGGAAUACAAAUCCCCACCAUCGGAGGCCACAACGGCGGCCCAGGGUGGGGACCGUGAUCUUGGAGAGGAGACUUAUCUAUGGAAUUGCCUGCAGGCCUGUUGUGAAAAGAAUCACACUGCCAAUGCUUGCAAUGUGGUGUUGGUUUUCAAGGCCAAAUGCUUUCACAUCCAUUGUGUUAGCAAUGAGGCAUGUUUACCCAAGAAAUCCCAACGAACCAUCGGUGGUGGUGGCGGUGGAGUAGGCGGUGCCGGUGGUAAUGGAGGUGGUGGUGGCGUACCGGGAGUCGAAGAGCUUGAAAAGGUUCAAAUGGUUUUGGUCAAUCCAAAGGAUACAGAUGAAUCUUGGUCACAAAUACUCAAAAAGGCCAAACACAAUGAGAAAACUGAGAUUUUGACCUACGAUGAGGAGGUCUUGAAUUUUUGGAAGAAACCAAGACAAAGACUGCCAUAUUUGACACGCACUCAGCCAGAUUCGCCUUCAUAUGAGGAUGAAGUGGAUUUCCCACCAAUGGCCGAGAAACGUAUGAUGAAUGCCGCCGCUGCCGCCAAUGUGCAGGACAAUGAGAAUGAUGUCCUGAUCAAUGAGGACUUAAACUAUUUCGGUGGACCAGAGGGAAAAUUUAUGACAUGUGACUUGGAGACACCGUGUCCACCGCAAGAGGAAUGUGUACCCAUACAGCCGAAUGCAGCGACAGGUUUAUGCACUUGCCUCACCGGCUAUCGAAGGAAUAAACAACGUAAAUGCAUAUUGGGAGCAAUACCAUAUCGUUCCUAUUUAACAGCAGCCGCCGGCAGCAGCAGCAGUAAUGAACAGGAACAGCAACCGAUGUUGCCAUCAGAUGUGGGAACUGAAAUGUCCCCAGAUAUGGUUGUGCCCAAGGAGAAAGAGAAAGACAAAGAUAAGGAUAUUGUGGUAUCGGUGAUGUCCAAAGAAGUCCGUUUGCCCGAACAGGAGGUUACUCUGGCGGCAUUCACAGUGCCCGAUGAGCAGACAAGCGAUACGAAAUACAAAUAUCUAUGGACUCUAAUAUCACAGCCAAAGGGUCCAAUGAAUGGCACAAUUUCUGAUCAAAGUAAAUCGAAAGUAAAGCUAUCAAAUCUCUCCGAGGGUCUCUACACAUUCAAGGUGACUGUUACCAGUGAGGAUAAUCUAUCAUUUGGCGAAGCGGAGGCAAAUGUCACUGUAUUGCCCGAGAAGCGUAUUAAUCAGGCACCGCAAGUGAUUAUAAUACCACGAGUGCAAAUCAUACGGAAACCCACAACAAAUGCCAUACUCGACGGAAGUACAAGUACGGAUGAUGACAAGAUUAUCAACUGGCAUUGGGAGGUAAUAUCCGGACCCAUUGGCUAUCAACCCCAAUUGCCGGAGGUAAACACAUUGCAAUUGGAUCUGACAUCGCCGGGAAACUAUACCUUCAAGUUGACUGUAACCGAUUCCAAUAAUGUCACGAAUUCCACCACAGCCUUUAUAGCUCUGCUCAAAGAGACGGAUUAUGCUCCGGUGGCAAAUGCCGGUGAUGCUGUCAUUCUCUAUUUACCCAAUAAUAAUGUCACUCUCAAUGGCACGGCCAGUUCGGAUGAUCAUGAAAUUGUUGCCUGGGAAUGGACUAAAGAUGCCAGCGAUGAGGCCAAAGCUGUUGAUAUGCAAAAUACAAGAACUCCCUAUGUACAAUUAUCGAAUCUGGAGGAGGGCAUGUAUACAUUCGUAUUGAAGGUAACCGAUGCCAGUGGCCAAUCGAGUACAGCGAAAGUUCAUGUAUUUGUUAAGCAACCAACCAAUUCACCGCCAAUAGCAAAAGCAGGUGCCAAUCAGACUACCAGUUUACCCAUCAAUUGGGCAUUACUCAAUGGUUCGGAAUCAAAAGAUGAUAUUGGCAUUAAAACCUAUCACUGGAAGCAAAUAAGUGGACCCAAGGAUGCCAUCAUACUAGAAGCGAAUACUUCAAUGGCCAAUGCGACUUCACUGACAUUGGGUCUAUAUGAAUUUGAAUUAACCGUAAUGGAUGAGAAUAAUAAUACAGCAAGCGAUUCCACUUGGGUUAAAAUAGUUCAAGAACGCAAUGCGGCACCGGUGGCCAAUGCUGGUGGAGAUCAUAGCAUUACCUUGCCCAUGACGGCUAUAUAUUUGAAUGGUUCGCAAUCGUGGGAUGAUUUGGCAGUCGUUAAAUAUCAAUGGACACGUGAGGAUAAUAGUUUGGCAGCAGGCGUCAUUGUUGGCAAUACGGAUAAUCAAGCCAUAAUGAUUCUAAGCAAUCUUGUCCAGGGACGUUAUGUCUUCAAGCUAACUGUUAGCGAUGAUCAGGGAUUAACUAGCUCGGAUACCGUAAGCAUUAAUGUUCAUCCCGAUCCGAUGUUGAUGCAUUUGGUACAAAUAACUUUACCCAUGGAUAUAACCAUACUAACCCAAUCCGAACUAGAUUCCAUAGUACAAAAAUUGCAAUUACUAUUGGGUGAUGAUAAUAAAAUUGAGAUUAGGGAACUUAAAUAUGAUCUAAAUACAGGGGCAGCUGUAUUGGUCUUCUAUGUGAUGAGAAUAUCGCCGGCCAGUGGCACCGAAUCGAAGGCGGUAAAUGGUCUACACGUAGAGAGAUUACUACGAGCUAAACUACAGAAAGAUGCCUCCAUCUUGGGUGCCCUAUUUGUGGAUAUACGUGCGACAGUCUGUCAGAAUAAUUGCUCUGGACAUGGUCAAUGUAAUCCCACAACCAGAGCCUGCAUAUGUGAGGCAUUUUGGAUGCCUUCGGCUGGUUAUUUCUUUGCCAACGAUGAGGCUAAUUGUGAUUGGUCCAUUCUAUAUGUGUUUGUCGGUGUAAUAUUCACUUGCCUGCUUUUAUCGGGUGUCUUUUGGGCCAUAGCCUGCGCUUGUAGACAAACCAAAACGAAGCCAAGGCUACGCCAGAAAGUUCAAAAAUAUGCCCUGAUAGGCAAUCAAGAUGAGGAGUCAAUCAAUUAUUCACGUACUUCGCUUACCGAAUCGGAAACCGAUUCAGAUGUUUUAUUCGAAACCCGCACAAAGUCAAAUGGCAAAAUUCCACAUCGAUCUUCAGCGCACGGUGGUCAUAGUUGUGGCGGGAAUGGAACUGGUAGUGGUUCCUCCGGCCGUGAAACUGGCCACAAAUACCAAAUUAAUAAAUUGGGGCGCAAAAUUAAGGCAUAAGUGAAAAAAAAAAUUAACUAAAAACUAAAUCCGUGUAACCUAAAUGUGUG
Molecule: messenger RNA, 3555 nt
Organism: Drosophila willistoni
Lineage: Eukaryota; Metazoa; Arthropoda; Insecta; Diptera; Drosophilidae
Product: dyslexia-associated protein KIAA0319
Exons: 8
Coding region: 62-3505 (1147 amino acids)
Cellular component (GO): plasma membrane; cytoplasmic vesicle
Source: RefSeq, a predicted model, not a curated record